UUUGAAGUCAGCACCACAGAGAACCGUGUGGAAAUAUCCUUUCGCUCAUCGUCAUCAACUUCAGCUGGCAUCUCCAGAUAGGUUUGUUGUCAACGAUGGGUGCUGGAGCGUCGGCGUCACCACGAGAAAAGGAAUCGGACUUGACUCCGCGUAUCGCUGGGGAUCUCGCCUUGUUCAGUGCGAUCCAGAGAGAGUACGAUCAAAUGGCAACUGAGGAGCUCGGCAACGAAGUCAUCUUUGAGCGCAUGAAGCAGAUUUGUAAAACAGCCUAUGCUCCUCGAGACCCCAACGCCCCAAAGUCGGCACCUGCCAACGGCCGAGGACUUUAUCGGCGUUCAUCCGACCCUCAACGAAAGAAGCGCGAAGUCGUGUACUCGAAAGGCUUGGAUGUAACCAGAGACACGCUGCCCAAGCGGCAAUCCGAAUCAAAAACCCCAGAGUGUGCUGCCAUGCUCAAGAAAGCACUACAGUGUGUCCUCUUCACCGACUCGAGCGACGAAGAAAUGGACCGGCUUCUAUUCCUCAUGAAGAGAAUCAAGGUCGAAGCCGAGCAGAACGUGAUCAAACAGGGAGACCUCGGCGACCAGUUUUACGUUGUGCAUUCAGGGUCUCUUGAGGUCAUCGUCAACACCGCUGUUCUAGGAUAUCUGAAACCGGGAGAUCACUUCGGCGAACUGGCACUUAUCUAUGACGCCCCUCGAGCAGCCACCGUUCGCGCUGCUACGAACUCGAUUUUGUGGACACUCGACCGUGACGAGUUCCGUAUGAUGCAGGCGCGAUCAUCCAGUGAUUCACUCGUGAAACGUGCCAAGUGGCUGCGUCAGGUCGAAAUCCUCGCCAGUCUGUCAGAACGACAGCUUGCUCUGUUAGCAGGAGUCCUGAGCGCUGUGACAUACUCCGAUGGCGAGAUGAUCAUCAACCAAGGCGACGUGGGAGACACUUUCUUCAUUGUGGAGGAGGGCAAUGUAUCCUGUCAGAUGGAAGGCCCUCGAGGGUUUAAACACUCUGAUGCGAUGAGGACUGAGCUUGCUAUCUUGGGUCCAGGCGAUUACUUUGGCGAGAUGGCACUGCUCAGUGACAUGCCUCGUAACGCAAGUAUUUACGCUAAAGGUAGCGUAAAAUGCCUUAGUCUCGGGCGACAGGAAUUCGACUCUAUCCUUGGCCCACUCACUGACGUGUUGGACCGCAACAGCCGCAUUCGCAUCUUGCGAACAAUUCCCGCGUUUGCAACCAAGUCUCAAGAAGCCCUCGACUACGCUGUUUCGCAGCUCGAGAUUAAAGCCUUCCAAGACUCUCAGUGCAUCUUCCGACAAGGCGAUACAGCUGUAGCAUUUUACAUUGUCAAAUCCGGCUGUGUCAAGGUCAUCAAGAAGCGCCACGACGGCAACAACAAUCUCGUGACAGAAGAGCUUCUGCUGAAAGCCAACGAUACGUUCGGCGGAGAAGUAUUCGAACAGGCUGACAAGUAUUCUUGUACAGUCAUCUCAGCGGGUCGAUCACAGUGCCAGCGUCUAAAGGUGUCAUCUCUUGCUCGGUCUGGAUCCCGUCAGUUCACUCAACGCGUAAACAUGGGAGAGCAGGGUCGAAUUAAAAGCUGCACUCUUACGCUGGACGACAUUCGAGUGGCGGGCGUGUUGGGUGAAGGUUCCUUUGGCAAAGUUGUGAUGGUUCAUGCACUUUUGGACGGCGCAGAGGAGCAACCAAUGGCUCUCAAGAUCAUGGCCAAAUCUCACAUCAUCGAAUCCGACCAGCAAGUCCAAGUCAUGCGCGAAAAGCAGAUUCUGAUGACAAUUCCACAGCAUCCAUUCAUAGUAGACCUGUACGCCACCUAUCAGGACGCGAAUAAUUUAUAUAUGCUGAUGGAGUUGGUGCAAGGUGGAGAGCUCUUCACGCUGCUUCACAAUGAAGAGUUCAUCGAGACUGUUGACGAGUCGUCCGUUCGAUUCUAUUCAGCAAACGCAGUUCUCGGUCUCCAACACAUGCAUCGAUAUGACUAUGCAUACCGAGACCUUAAACCCGAGAACUUGCUGAUCAGUCGUGAAGGUUACCUCAAGUUCGUCGACUUCGGCUUCGCUAAGAAGAUCCCAUUCAUAGUAGUUAACAGCGAGGGCAUUGAAGAAGUCCACUCGCGCACUUUCACGCUAUGCGGGACACUGGAGUACCUCGCACCUGAGUUUGUCCUUAACACAGGCCACGAUCUCGCCGUAGACUACUGGGCACUUGGCAUCUUGAUCUACGAGAUGCUGGUCGGCUACACGCCGUUCGGCACUGGUGAUGGCGACACCACGCAACUAUUCCGCAACAUCGCCAUGAUUCGAACAGGUACCAACUCGGUGGACUUCCCAUUCCACCUACUAGAGAACUGUCCGCACGCGUGCGAUCUUGUGCGUCGUUUACUGCAAGGAGACCCCACGAAGCGUAUCGGCGUAGGCAUCAAUGGUGACCAGGAGCUGCGACAGCACCCCUGGUUCAGCAGGAUAGAAUGGGACAAGCUAUACAGCAUGAAUCUAGAGCCACCCUACCUACCUCCCAUCAGCGGCAAGUACGACAUCUCGCUCUUCGAAGGGGAAAUCGGAAACCGAGCCAAAGAUCGAGUCUUUGAUGGACAAGGAGACGAGUACUUUGUCGGCUUUUAA
This is a messenger RNA of Phytophthora infestans T30-4, 2636 nucleotides long. Its product is annotated as cGMP-dependent protein kinase, putative. Bases 96 to 2636 code for a protein of 846 amino acids. The transcript has 7 exons. Gene Ontology annotation, molecular function: cAMP-dependent protein kinase activity; ATP binding. Gene Ontology annotation, cellular component: cAMP-dependent protein kinase complex. The record is from RefSeq and is a predicted model, not a curated record. Lineage: Eukaryota; Oomycota; Peronosporomycetes; Peronosporales; Peronosporaceae. Gene Ontology annotation, biological process: peptidyl-serine phosphorylation; signal transduction.